This is a messenger RNA of Caenorhabditis remanei, 789 nucleotides long. RefSeq lists its product as uncharacterized. The record is from RefSeq and is a predicted model, not a curated record. The transcript has a single exon. NCBI's taxonomy places the organism in Eukaryota, Metazoa, Nematoda, Chromadorea, Rhabditida, Rhabditidae. Bases 1 to 789 code for a protein of 262 amino acids.
AUGUUUGACGAAACGAUUUCGACCGGAUCUGCUUAUUCUGCAUUGGCUUCUGUUGCACUGACUUCGGCUGCACUGGCUUCGGCUGCAUUGGCUUCGGUUGCACUGAUUUCGGUUGCACUGACUUCGAUCGCACGGAUUUCGGUUGCACUGGCUUCGAUUGCACUGAUUUCGGUUGCACUGGCUUCGAUCGCACGGAUUUCGGUUGCACUGGCUUCGGUUGCACUGAUUUCGGUUGCACUGACUUCGGUGGAACUGACUUCGGUGGCACUAACUUCGGUUGCACUGAUUUCGGUUGCACUGACUUCGGUGGAACUGACUUCGGUGGCACUAACUUCGGUUGCACUGAUUUCGGUUGCACUGACUUCGAUCGCACGGAUUUCGGUUGCACUGGCUUCGAUUGCACUGAUUUCGGUUGCACUGGCUUCGAUUGCAGUGACUUCGGUUGUACUGACUUCGGUGGCACUAACCUCGGUGGUACUAACUUCGGUGGCACUAACUUCGGUUGCACUGGCUUCGGUUGCACUGGCUUCGAUUGCAGUGACUUCGGUGGUACUGAUUGCGACUUCUGUCGAGCUGUCUUCGGCUUAUUCGGUUGGAACUGCAAUUGAACAGGUUGGAGUGAAUUCAAUUGAAUCUGUUGGAUCGCAUUUGAUGAAACAUGUUGGACCGGAUUCAGUGGAACUGGAGGGACUGACAGAGGUGCAACAAUCGCCGGUCGGACACUCUUGGCUCGAGGCCUCGCAGGUUUCGGAUCAGGUGAGUACUGAAAUUAAAGGCUUGUGCUCAUAA